Messenger RNA from Prorocentrum cordatum, 298 nucleotides. NCBI's taxonomy places the organism in Eukaryota, Dinophyceae, Prorocentrales, Prorocentraceae. The record is from the annotation of a GenBank genome assembly.
GCCCCGCCGGCCUCGGCGCUCAAGAGCCGGCGGGCGGCGUCCAUGGAGCCCCUGCAGACGCCGUGCGCCCACGGCCGGCUGGGCUGGGACGUGGGCCCCAUCGCCGAAGAGCCCCGGUCUACCGGGAGCCGCCAAGCAGCGGCCACCGCUGCGGCCGGGGCGGGCGCCGCGGUGCGGUCGAGGUCGAUCCCCGCGAAGCCGGAGCAGCUCCAGGAGAAGGCGCCGAAGAAGAAGGGCCACAAGUGGUCCGCGAUGGACAACGCCUUCGAGUUGGUGAGGGCCAAGACCGGGCCCGGCG